Molecule: messenger RNA, 1374 nt
Organism: Onychostruthus taczanowskii (white-rumped snowfinch)
Lineage: Eukaryota; Metazoa; Chordata; Aves; Passeriformes; Passeridae
Product: heat shock factor protein 5-like
Exons: 4
Coding region: 1-870 (289 amino acids)
Biological process (GO): regulation of DNA-templated transcription
Molecular function (GO): DNA-binding transcription factor activity; sequence-specific DNA binding
Source: RefSeq, a predicted model, not a curated record
AUGGCGGAGCUACCGCUGCCCGCCGGGCUCAGCACCAGCGCCUUCCCCGCCAAGCUGUGGCGCUUGGUGAACAGCCCCCGCGUCCGCUCCGUGCGCUGGGAUAGCCGGGCCCAGGGGCUGCUCAUCGACCGCUCCCUGUUCGAGCGGGAGCUGCUCAGCCCGGGCCACGCCCACGGGGGCGGUGAGGGGGUGGGGCCGAAUCCGGACUCCUUCCAGGCCACGCACUUCGGUAGCUUCGUGCGGCAGCUCAACCUGUACGGCUUCCACAAAGUGCCCGGCUGGGUUGGCUCAGCUGAGCCGGGCGAUGCCAGGGCCUGGCUCCACUUCAGGAAUCCCAACUUUCGCCGCGACCGCCCCGAUCUCCUCCUCCGUAUCAAGCGCCUGACCAGGGCCAACAGGCAGCGGCUGGCAGCGGGGCUGGAGGUGCGCAGCCGCCAGCCCAGCCGCUUCCAGCAGCUCCGCACGGAGCGGGCGGUGCCCUCCUUCCCCGCCGGGCAGCCGCCCAGAGCCGCCACCCCGAGCACUUCAGCCCCCAGUGCUCCAACUGGCAGUGCUGGUUUUGCAGCAUGGACAGCCCCCAGCUGGCUGUGGAAUACUCCUGGGGAAGAGGAAUUGCCACCGCCGGAUCUGGACAUGGUGCUUGAGACACUGGAGGAGAUGUUUUCUGCCUCUGCUCAGGGGAAUACUGAUGUUGCCCCUGAGUCUUCAGGAGGCAAGCCUGUGGACAGAGCUGCAGCGGAGGGAGCUUUGCCUGGCACAGAGAGCUGCAGGAACAAUUCCCAGGAGCCCAAGGAGCUUGAUAUCCACCUGAUCUACCUUGCCAGGAGGGCUGCCCUGCGUGAGAAGAAGGAUCAGAGGGAGAGCCUGUGACCAUCGGGCAGGUGGAAUCCCUCCAUUUAUACAUAGAUUCAUAGAUUUCUAUAGUUCUAUUUAUAUAUCAAUAUAGUUACAUUUAUAGAUUUAUACAGGUGUGUUUCUAUAGUUAAAUCCAGAUAUAUCAUUAUAGAUGUGAUGGAAUUGUAUAUAUGUAGUUACGUUUAUAUAGAUUUUGAGAUUUAUAUUUAUAUAUGUAUAGAGCAACAUAUUUAUAUUUAUAUUUAUAUUUACAUUUACAUUUAUACUUUUAUUUUUAUUUUUAUAUAUGUGUAAGUCUGCAUAGCUGUUUAGUUAGAGGUAUGUGGAAGUUUAGAUGUAUACAUUGAGCUGUGUAGGCCUAGGCUGCAUUUUUACCUCUUUGCCCCUUGGCUGCCAUUUUCACCUCUUGCUUUUUCCCCUGUGUCCCCUGUGUCCCCUCUCCCUUUGCUGGGUCCGAGCUGGCGGCCAGGCCGGGCGGAGCAGCAGUUCCAGCCCCGGGUGUCCCUGGAGCGGUGGGAG